UAACCCUAGUUCUUCUAUCAGCCAUUUUUUCUUCUUGCUCUCUUUCUCAUUAGAAAUCAAAGUCAUCUGUUAAUUUUGAGUAGAGAAAUUCUUCUUACAAAUUUUGCUUAUCUGAGUAGUACUAGAGAUGUCUGGUAUGUACGGUCAAGAAGGUGAUGGAUCUGGCGCACCGCCUAUGGGUGGAGGCGGAGGUUAUGGUGGCUCUGAAGGCGGUGGAUACGGAGGUUAUGGAAGUGGUGGGGCUGGAUAUGGCGGAAAUAGUGGCGGUGGCGGAGGGUAUGGGAACCGGGGAGGUGGUAGUGGUGGCUACGGUGGAAGAGGAGGCGGCGGGGGCGGAUACGGCGGUAAUCGAGGAGACCGUGGCGGUGGUUACCAAGGUGACCGUGGAGGUGGUUACCAAGGAGACCGUGGCGGACGCGGGGGCGGCAGGGGAGGCAGCCGUGGUGGUGGAAGCGGCAGAGAAGGUGAUUGGCGUUGCCCUAAUCAAAGCUGCGGGAAUUUGAACUUUGCCAGAAGAACUGAGUGUAACAAAUGCGGUGCACCAUCUCCAGCUGGUAGUGAUGAUCGUGGGGGUAGAGGUGGUGGCGGUUAUAACAGAGGUGGAAGGGGUGGUAGUUAUGAUAACAAUCGAGGUAGAGGUAACCACUAUGAUAGUGGCAGUGGUCGGAGUGGGAAUGGUUAUGAUGGUGGGAAUGGCAGAGGUGGUUCUUAUGGUGGUAAUCAAGGAAGGGAUGAUGGUGGUUAUGGACAGGGUCCUCCGGUUGCUCCCCCAUCUUAUGGUGGUUCUAGUGGAAGUUAUGCACCACCUCCUAAUGCAUAUGGUGGGAACCCCAGUUAUGCGCCUGAUGCAGUUCCUCCACCCACGAGCUAUACUGGGGGGCCUGCUUCAUAUCCUCCAUCAUAUGGUGCUCCUACUGGUUACGGUGGUGAUUAUCUUGGUGAUAGUCGUGGCAGUGGACGAGGUGGUCAAACUGGUGGGUAUGGUGGAGGUCCUCGAAACCCAGGAGGUUAUGGUGGUUCUCCAGCCGAGGCUUCUGAAAAAGUCAAGCAGUGUGAUGAAAAUUGUGGGGAUUCCUGUGAUAACUCGAGAAUUUAUAUAUCAAAUUUGCCUCCAGAUGUCACUAUUGAGGAGCUUAGAGAACUUUUUGGAAGUAUUGGCCAAGUUGCAAGAAUCAAACAAAAGCGGGGCUACAAGGAUCAAUGGCCCUGGAGCAUCAAAAUAUAUACCGAUGAACAAGGAAACAACAAAGGAGAUGCAGUUUUGUCUUAUGAAGAUCCAUCUGCUGCACAUUCUGCUGGUGGUUUUUUCAAUAUGCAUGAUUUGAGAGGAUACAAAAUUAGCGUUUCAAUGGCUGAGAAGUCUGCUCCAAAGGCUCCUGCAUAUGGUUCUGGCGGCGGUGGUAGAGGCAAUUAUGGGAGGAGAGACAACUACAGAGAUGGUGGUUCUUCUGGUCCAGAUAGAAAUUAUCAUGGUGGAAACCGUGCACGGCCAUACUAAACUUCCAGAAGGGCUAUAUAUGUAGUAAUAUUUGUGGUGGGAAUGGUUUUUGUUUUUAGUCCAUAAGCGGAUUUGUUCUCUAACUGGAGAUCAGAGGUAGGUUGUUCAUUACUCUGAGCAAUAUGCCUUUCCUCCAUUCUGCAUCUUUUGUUAGCCUUGUUGGGGAGUUAUUCAUAUGGCUUGGGAUUGAUUUGAGCUGUGUGAAUGUUUUUAUAGAGGGAAGUGGAUAUUCUGCAAAUUGCUGCUAAAGGUAGGUUGAAAUUAUCAGGUGAGUGUUGCUUUUUAAAGAUGCUUUUGUUACCUUCUCCCUGCAGACUGAUGUGUUUCAUGAAUUGCUUGCAUGAUUAUCUCAUGCAUCCAUCUUUGCUGGAUACAAGUGUUGUUGUCAAAAAGCCUUCAUACAGAUGCACUUUGAGCCUCUGACUGACUUAUUCCUCUCCUUGUAUUUCCACCAAUCUUUAGGGGUUCAUUAAGUAGUCCUUGCAUUAAAAUCAGAAGGAAGGGAAGUUUUUCGAAGUGCUUGAUAACUUUCUGAAACUAUAGAAGUCUAUCCUCUAAAAUAUACUCUUAUAAUUUUACUUUCUCUUCGCGUUUAGAGACCUAAAAACCUAAAGUUUGCGGCUUCAAUUAGUUUAAAAGAUCUCAGCCGGCUUGUCCUACUUUGUAGUUACUCAGAUUAUUUUUAUGUUUGACGUUUGCCUUAGUUGCCAAUUAGUCUUUAUCUUUUGCCUUACUCCAGUUCACUUAGAUUUUAGGAGACACAGUUUCUUCCGAAAGCCAAAUCAGUUUUGGUUUAGAGUUAUUGCUACAGUUCAGGGGCUUUUCUCAACAUGAAGGAAAUCUUGCUUAGUUUUACUCAACUACUUGUGCUUCAUGGUUAAAAUAGUGUAUUUCAAGAGGCAGACUUGAUUGGGCGCCAUCGAUUAUAUUGUUCUGGUUCUAUGAUCUCUCAGCAAAUGCAUUGGAGAAUAACACUUCGUGCAACUUACUUUCUAACUAAAUGGAGCACAAAGUGUCUUCAUGUGGGAGCUUGAAUGGGCAGAAUUGUAAGUUUGGACCAAUUUGUGUGUACAUGGAUGCGGCUUCUGCCCACUCCACCCAAAAGGGGUUUGCUCUAGUCUUGAAAAGCACAUUGCUGUGCAGCAUCCAAUAGUCAGUUGUGAGGAGCUUUAUUUGUACGGCCAGCAAUUGAGUUGGGAUCAAAGGAGUUGGCCCUUGUGGUUUUGGGAUGGUUUGGCUCGUGUUUCAGCUUUUUUGGCUGUCUUUGCCUCAGGACAAAUCUUCUUCGUCUCCACUCUGUGUAUGUUGCAUCUUUGGUUCGAAUUUUCUGUCCAAGGAUGUGUUAGAAUGGCUUGUAGACCAUAUCCCUAUUUGUAGGACUACAUGAGGAACUAACUAUGGCUUAUGAAAUUUGGAAAGAAUGCUUAUUCUACCCUGGGAUUGGUAAAUGAUGAUGAGCUAACAAUGUUUCGACUUCAAUGUUUUACGAUAGCUGCUUCAAGUCUUGGAUAGGAUAGUUGGGCUGGUGGUUUGAAGUCUUGAUUAGAUGAUUAUUUUAUAUGUAAGUUGUGGCUGCGUUUCAAAUACAUUUUUACACUUGAAUUUAUCAGAUUUCUUUCUUUUCA
Molecule: messenger RNA, 3123 nt
Organism: Sesamum indicum (sesame)
Lineage: Eukaryota; Viridiplantae; Streptophyta; Magnoliopsida; Lamiales; Pedaliaceae
Gene: TAF15B
Product: TBP-associated factor 15B
Molecular function (GO): RNA binding
Source: RefSeq, a predicted model, not a curated record